This is a messenger RNA of Echinostoma caproni, 297 nucleotides long. The record is from the annotation of a GenBank genome assembly. Lineage: Eukaryota; Metazoa; Platyhelminthes; Trematoda; Plagiorchiida; Echinostomatidae.
AUGCCACUCAUAUGUUUACCUUUAUGCGCUAGGUUUGUUCCGGUCUCCCAAGAUUCACCGCCCGUGGAUCAAACAAUCGACUACCUCAGUUUCAUUGGAAUGCUAUUGAGCAUAUGCGGCCUUUUAUUCGAAAUGAAACUGGCUGCUUGGGUGGCUGUAAUGUGUGCCCUACUGACUUAUGCUAAUGCAAGAACAAAUGAAGAUACGAAGCAAUUAGUCAGUGGCUUCAUGCUUUCGAUUAGCGCUCUAGUGAUCUGUUACAUGCACAAUCCACAACCGAUGCCCGUACCGUGGUAG